Protopolystoma xenopodis is the source of this 558-nucleotide messenger RNA. Lineage: Eukaryota; Metazoa; Platyhelminthes; Monogenea; Polystomatidea; Polystomatidae. The record is from the annotation of a GenBank genome assembly.
AUGCACUGUCCUUUGCGAGUAUGUCACAACCCGAGUUCUACUUUCAGCACAGAGCUGAAGAAAUCUCAUUUUCCUGCUAUUUUUAAAGAUUUUGAUCCAACCUAUUAUCAUUCAGAUGUAUUAGACGGUGCAUCGAAAAUAGAAUUGCUCUCUGAUGCUCGACAAUCAAAUUUCGACAGGCAAGCAAAGCUUAUGCGGACGCCCAACGAUAUCACUUCACCUCUCGCCACUAGUUCCUUAGCCUCUCCCGUGGUGCCUAAAAAUACUUGCUCCAGGCUUAUGUCUGAGACAAACUAUAGCAAUAAUUGCAAACAAUCUUUCCAGAAGUCGACACGAACACAGCCAAAUCGAAUUCAGUGCAGUCAGAAAAGUCAACAGGAAAAUUUGAAUUUAUUUGACUCGCAGCAUACGCCAUAUGGAGACACUAGGAUGCCUAUGGUCCAUACAUCAGAGGGAAACAAUGAUGUAUAUGGGCAUGCUCUGUCUUCUGUCAAUGUAAGCUACUUCAUAUACUGUGUUGUUUUCACUGGUGUCAUUGUAGAGAACAUGGCUGCCUGA